ACAGAUUACUGCAGAGUCCUCCUCAACUGAAGACUUAUCCAAAACUACCACUGCAGAGUCCUCCCCAACGGCUGCUGCCGUGCACUCUACCAAGCCUUCUUUGAUAUGGACAGAAACUAUAAGAAGACAUCUAGCCCAUAUCCCAAGGCUUGGUGCAGUUCCAAAAAAUAUACAUAUUGCUCCAUCACAAACCCAAUCUAAAUCUUCUUCAAAAGAUUUGGUUACAUUUUAUUACACCCAAACACUUGAUCACUUCAACUAUAAGCCUGAAAGUUAUACCACUUUCCGACAAAGAUAUAUGAUCAACUUUAAAUAUUGGGGUGGUGCAAGUACUAGUGCACCCAUAUUCGUUUUCUUUGGUGCAGAAGAAGAUAUGGAUGACGAUUUAGAAUACAUCGGGUUCCUUACUGACAAUGCCUCUCAUUUCAAAGCCCUAUUAGUAUACAUAGAG
Dovyalis caffra is the source of this 451-nucleotide messenger RNA. The record is from the annotation of a GenBank genome assembly. Lineage: Eukaryota; Viridiplantae; Streptophyta; Magnoliopsida; Malpighiales; Salicaceae.